Pollicipes pollicipes is the source of this 843-nucleotide messenger RNA. RefSeq names its product lysophospholipid acyltransferase 7-like. The transcript has 4 exons. Gene Ontology annotation, cellular component: membrane; mitochondria-associated endoplasmic reticulum membrane contact site. Gene Ontology annotation, molecular function: lysophospholipid acyltransferase activity. Gene Ontology annotation, biological process: lipid modification; phosphatidylinositol biosynthetic process. The record is from RefSeq and is a predicted model, not a curated record. NCBI's taxonomy places the organism in Eukaryota, Metazoa, Arthropoda, Thecostraca, Pollicipedomorpha, Pollicipedidae. Bases 1 to 843 code for a protein of 280 amino acids.
AUGGCGGAGAUGCGCGCGCAGCUAGCCGUGACGGAGGUGGUGCCAUCGGCCGGCGACAUUUUUCACUACACCUUCAGCUACCUGACGGUCGGCUGCCACUACGUGUCGUACCUGACGUACCGCGACGCCGUUCGCGGCACGUUCUGGCAGCACGUCGCCUGCGUGCGUGCGGCUCUGUGGCGAGCUCGUCUGAUGCCGCUGCUCGCCACCGCCUGGCUGGUGUUGCGCACGCUCUGGCCUUACAAGACGCUCCACCUGACCGGCCCGUUCUGGCCACAGCUGUUGCGCAUGCACAUCGAGGCGGGCCAGUUCUUCCUGAUCGUGUCGGUCGCCCUGCUCGGCCAGGAGGCGCCGUGCGACUUCGAGGCGGUGCGCACCGUGCGCGUGCGUACCUUUUGGCGAGCGGUGACGCUGUCGGCGACGGCGCGCUGCUGGAACAUGCAGGUGCAGCACUGGCUGCACUGGGCCGUGUACCGGCGGGCCGGCGGGCCGCGCUGGGGCCGCGUCGCGCUCACAAUGCUCGUGUCGGCGCUCUGGCACGGACUCUGGCCAGGCUUCCUGCACCAGGCCAUCAUCCCGCCGCUCGCGCUGGCUUCGACCGUGUACAGCGCGGUCGCCUGGCUCUUGGGCGUCUCGCUGAUCCACUACACGAUGGUGGCUGCGCUGCUGCAGCGGGGCGGCAAGGUCAUGGCCUUCUGGGGCUCGCUCCACUUCGCCGGGCACGUCGCGCUGGGCGUCCUGCUCUGCGGCGGGCUGCUGCUGCCGCCCGACGUGAACCGAGCGCAGCCAGACGCCCCCAGCCGACGUGAACCGAGCGCGGCCGGACGCCCCCAGCCGACGUGA